AUGGUUGGCAAAGGGUCAAAAAUUCUUGGCGGUAGUCCUGGCGUCUCAGGCAUUUGCUAUCAGAGGGGGGAGGGAGGGAGGGAGUGGAAUGGGGAUAGGCGCAUCGUCAAAAAGAACAAUCCCGAUGGAAAAUCCUUUUUGCAUUUGCAUGGCAACUCUAAUUGGGGAGAGGCGAUGGGUAAAUGUCCGUUGUCAGGGAGCGCCUUCGAAGUGUACCGACGGUCUCUGCGGAUUGUUCCAGACUUUUGGUGCCCCAUGUGGCAGUUACCCCAGCUCGAGACUGAAUUCAGCAAGCUUCUCAGGAUCGUUUUACAGUGUUCAUUGUCCACAAGAUCAGAUUCACCCCGACUGCGGUUGCCUUCUUCACACCCCAACGGGAUGAUGCCCAAAUACCAAUGCUUGGGAAUCUGGGUGGCCCGUGUCAGAUCCCCAACAACUCAACCGUUCUUCAGUCGCAUCGACUUGGCCUUGUCCGACGGAGGGUUCAUUCGUGUGCGGCGGUUAGGCGCUAUGAUGGAAAAAGGAUUGAUACGCGUAGAAAGGAGUUGUGGCGGAGAGAACACAGAGAACACAUUCACCGUGCAUCGUCAAGGCCACCCACACGGACCAAAAGAAAUUUGA
Molecule: messenger RNA, 621 nt
Organism: Cantharellus anzutake
Lineage: Eukaryota; Fungi; Basidiomycota; Agaricomycetes; Cantharellales; Hydnaceae
Exons: 6
Coding region: 1-621 (206 amino acids)
Source: RefSeq, a predicted model, not a curated record